CCUGGGAAGGGAAACUGGUGUGGACUGCGUAAACCAGCUGGUGGCACAGGGAUGCUCUGGUGUGGAUGCGCAUGGUGGCCAGGGUCCCUGGGGACUCACAGCCCAGGCCCAGAACCAGCUUGCCCAGAAGUAUGACCCGCAGAAGGAGGCCGAGCUGCGGACAUGGAUCGGGAGCGUGACAGGGCAACAGAUCGGGCCUGACUUCCAGAAGGGGCUGAAGGAUGGGGUGAUCCUCUGCGAGCUGAUGAACAAGCUGCAGCCCAACUCAGUGAGGAAGAUCCACCGCUCGGCACAGAACUGGCACCAGCUCGAGAACCUCUCCAACUUCAUCAAGGCCAUGGCCACCUACGGCAUGAACCCCGUGGACCUCUUCGAAGCCAACGACCUCUUCGAGAGCGGGAACCUGACGCAGGUGCAGGUGUCGCUGCUGGCGCUGGCAGGGGCCAAGACAAAGGGGCUGCAAAGCGGCGUGGACAUUGGUGUGAAGUACUCGGAGAAGCAGCAGAGGAACUUCGAUGAUGCCAAGAUGAAGGCUGGGCAGUGCGUGAUUGGGCUGCAGAUGGGCACCAACAAGUGUGCCAGCCAGUCUGGCAUGACGGCCUACGGCACCCGGAGACACCUCUAUGACCCCAAGAACCAGAUCCUGCCCCCCGUGGACCACUCCACCAUCAGCCUCCAGAUGGGUACCAACAAGUGUGCCAGCCAGGUGGGCAUGACAGCUCCGGGCACCAGGAGACACAUCUACGAUGCCAAGACGGGGACAGAGAAGUGCGACAACUCCUCCAUGUCGCUGCAGAUGGGCUCCAAUCAGGGUGCCAACCAGAGCGGCCAGGUGUUCGGCCUCGGCCGCCAGAUCUACGACCCCAAGUACUGCCCGCAGGGCGGCCAGGGUGAGGUGGCCAACGCCGCCUCCGACCAGAGCGGGGACUCUCCAGGCUACCACUACUACCGCGAGGAGGAGGAGAGCUACUGAGCGGGAUGGCCCUAGCCACAACGCAGCAUCUCAUAUACAGACCCCGCAGCCAGCCACAUUCCAGCCCCUACGUUCGUCAUUCCCUCUUUUUAAACU
Mesitornis unicolor (brown roatelo) is the source of this 1069-nucleotide messenger RNA. It is a transcript of the gene CNN2, whose product is annotated as calponin 2. NCBI's taxonomy places the organism in Eukaryota, Metazoa, Chordata, Aves, Mesitornithiformes, Mesitornithidae. Gene Ontology annotation, biological process: actomyosin structure organization. The record is from RefSeq and is a predicted model, not a curated record. The annotation marks the transcript as partial. The transcript has 7 exons. Gene Ontology annotation, molecular function: actin binding.